GUAUCUCUUUGAUUUUGUCUUGAAAUAGAUGAGCUGCGCUGUAGAUAGACCCUCCUCCCCAUCCUUUAAAGUUAUCAGGAAGUUUGUUUUUUUAACAGACAGCUGUGAAAGGUGUGUUUCACUUCUCUUUGAAAAGCCUGAGACACAGUUGGACUAACUCUGAAGUCAGGAGCUUGAAGCCUCAGCAUGAUGAGCCGUCCACAGAAAUACAUAGAAGGUGAAGCUCUUCACUCUCAACAUGCAAAAUCAAACAAUGCGUUAAAGCUCAGAGUGGCCGUGCUGGUUGUCUGUGUUCUCCUGGUAUCGGCUCUCGUGGUAACUUAUCUCUUGUUGGAGCUUUUGAAAACCAGGAACAUGCUCAGAAACCUUGAGAUGAAGCAGGAAACUGUAAAAGCUGAUGUCACAGAGAGACCUCCUGAAAUCAAACCAUGUAGUACAGUGCAGCCCACAUGCCCGGAGCCUGAAGUAAAAAUUAUAACACAACCGUGCAGCCCAAUACAAACUACAAGCCCACAACCUCCUGAAAUAAACAUGAUAAAACAAUCACACAGCACGAUACCGACUACAACCCCACAACUUCCUGAUAUAACUAUGAAUGAUCCAUGUUAUAAAUGUGAAGAUGGCUGGAAGCAACAUGGAGGAAAGUGCUAUUACUUCUCCACCAAUUCAUCCUCCUGGAAUGAGAGCAGAACUGAAUGUAGGACUAAAGGAGGAGACCUGGUUAAGAUAGACAGCGAAGAAGAGCAGAAUUUCUUGAGGAAAAAUGUUCAACAAAAAAUGGAGCUACAUGACAUCCCUUUCUGGAUCGGACUGACAGACUUAGCAGAAGAGGGCAGAUGGUUGUGGGUGGAUGGCUCCCCACUAAAUGAAAGUUUGACAUUUUGGAAGUUUUUUGAGCCCGAUGAUUGGAAAGGGAAAGAUCCUGAUGGAGAGGACUGUGGGAGGAUGGGGCCAGUGUAUUGGUAUGAUAAUUCCUGCAAAAGAUCUCGUAGAAGUAUUUGUGAGAAAUCAGCAGUGGCUGUGUGUGUCUAAAAUUCAGUUCACCAUAAAAAAAAAAACAGUGGAAGUAAAGGACGCAUUGAGACAAAUUUUCUAAAGCUAAUGCUGCAAACAUUUAAAGCUUCCAUUCAGAAAUGUUUAAAGAAAAAAAAAUGUGUAUGUGUCUAAAAUUCAGGUCAGCAUGUAUUUUUUUUUUAAACAACUUGAGUAGAGUAUGUAAAGCUCAUACCACAAACAUUUAAAGCUGCCUUUCAGAAAUGCUCAAUAUAGAAAAAAAUCU
Messenger RNA from Oreochromis niloticus (Nile tilapia), 1279 nucleotides. RefSeq names its product C-type lectin domain family 10 member A. NCBI's taxonomy places the organism in Eukaryota, Metazoa, Chordata, Actinopteri, Cichliformes, Cichlidae. Bases 187 to 1032 code for a protein of 281 amino acids. The transcript has 10 exons. The record is from RefSeq and is a predicted model, not a curated record.